CUUUUGUGUAUGCGAUCCAAGAAUGAUGGUAACAAUGCAAAAGAUCACCGACAUUAACUCUGGUGGUGCUGGCGGUGCAGCGCCCAUUUUGCUAUUAGCCGCAAACUACCAUGACGUCCGAGAUCACCCCGCUAUUGAAUGGCCAUCCGCUCGAGUCACCGCCGUCCGUCAGGAGCUACGCACGCGUCCAUAAGCUUCCCGUUCCUUCGUUCGCAGUGGUCUGCGCCAUCUGCCUGUUGUUCGGCGUGAGCCUUUGGCGCGGAUUCAUCCCCAAUCCGCAACUUAGUAAGCACCAAGCCAAACCCAUCCGUGUCAUCACCUCUAAUGGUGCACAACACGAACAUUUCUGUGGAGACACGGAGCAAGACUCUGGCUACAUUAAACUAACCAACAAAGUGGACGACCACUAUUUCUUUUGGUACUUCGAGGCCCGUCGCAAUCCGGAGACUGCACCUCUAAUUCUAUGGCUAACUGGUGGUCCUGGAGGAUCGAGUAUGCUGGCGCUUCUAACGGAGAAUGGACCUUGUCACGUCGGCCCGGACUUGUCCACCGAAAUCAAUCCAUACUCGUGGACCAACGAAGCCAACGUGGUGUGGCUUGACCAGCCUACCAACGUAGGGUUUUCGUACGGACCGAACCCAAAGGAUGCUGAUGACAACGAAGACAAUGUCGCGGAGAAUAUCUACUGGUUCGUACAAGGCUUUCUUGAACGGCAUCCAGAACUACAGGGUCGAGAAUUCUUCAUCUCCGGCGAGAGUUACGGUGGCCAUUACGUGCCGGCUGCUGCGCAUUUUAUCUCCCAGCAGAAUCAACACAAACCAACGGGGGUGCUGGCUAUUAACUUACAAGGUAUUUCUAUUGGAAACGGUUGCACUAAUCCAGUGAUCCAGAAUCCACACUUCAUUGACAUGGCCACCAACGCGUAUAACAUUUCGUUUGUUGACCCAAGCGAGCUGCCAAAACUGAAGGCCGAGGCAGAAAUAUGUGGCCAAAUGAUGGAGGCGUGCCAGUCACAACCAUGGCUAUGCUGGGAUGCGGAAGGAUACUGCCAAGAUAACCUCGAGAGCGUCUUCAUGGCAGCUAAGAGAAAUCCUUACGACAUCCGUCAACCAUGCGCCACCAGCGAUACAGACGUCAUCCAGUGUAUCGCCAAGGACAUUGAGCUGAUCACUCCUUAUCUCAACUCGCCAAAUCUACGCGAGUUCCUUCACGUAGACGAGCGCGUCGGUGACUGGCAAAUGUGCAAUUUCGACGUCAACCAAGCGUUUGCCAAGUCAUUUGACGUCAUGAUGUCAACUAGUGCAUUUGUUGCUGAUCUGCUGGACAAUCAAGUUCGGGUGCUGAUCUAUGCAGGUGACGCAGAUCUCGAGUGCAAUUGGUCAGGGAAUCUGGCGUGGCUGCAAGCUCUGGAAUGGAAUGGAUCAGCAUCUUUCAAUGCCACGAAGGCGCACGACUUGGUCGUCGAUGACGAGCCUGUUGGCUCUGUGAUUUCAUUCGAUGAGCUUACGUUCGUUCGAGUGUUCAAUGCUGGGCACAUGGUUCCUCAAGACCAACCUGCCGUGGCGCUUGACAUGAUCAAUAACUUCUAUCAGAAUCAAGAACUUUAACUUGCGCAGAAUACUGUAGGCAAUCUUGCAAUUAACUUUUUCAUGGUGACGCUGUAAUUCGCCUCCGUCGAAGGAUUUGCCUGCAACUACUACUACUAGUACACGCACGCAC
Molecule: messenger RNA, 1719 nt
Organism: Phytophthora nicotianae INRA-310
Lineage: Eukaryota; Oomycota; Peronosporomycetes; Peronosporales; Peronosporaceae
Exons: 1
Coding region: 111-1607 (498 amino acids)
Biological process (GO): proteolysis
Molecular function (GO): serine-type carboxypeptidase activity
Source: RefSeq, a predicted model, not a curated record